Messenger RNA from Boleophthalmus pectinirostris (great blue-spotted mudskipper), 1215 nucleotides. RefSeq names its product ER membrane protein complex subunit 7b (gene emc7b). Bases 128 to 850 code for a protein of 240 amino acids. Lineage: Eukaryota; Metazoa; Chordata; Actinopteri; Gobiiformes; Gobiidae. The transcript is spliced from 5 exons. Gene Ontology annotation, cellular component: EMC complex. Gene Ontology annotation, molecular function: carbohydrate binding. The record is from RefSeq and is a predicted model, not a curated record.
CGUCGCGCGCCGCAGACUCAGCUGAUGCGCCCUGCAGUGUCUUCUUCCGCCGCGUCCCGCUCACAUCCCGAAUCCAUGUUGUCUUAGACCUGUUCGGAGCUGUUUUAUAGUUUAACAAAAAGCAAGCAUGCAGUUUAGAGACAGAAUACCGCUGUUAUGCCUUUUAGUGCACUGUGCGUUCGUCGCGGCGUGGUGUUUUACGGACAUGGAUACGGGGCCUAGCGCAGGUGGAGCCGCACAACCCAACGGGGAUCGCUUCAAGAUCGAGGGAAGAGCCAUCGUCCCCGGGAUUAAACCUCAAGAUUGGGUGUCCUCCGCUCGGGUUUUGGUGGAAGGAGAAGAAUAUGUCGGAUUUAUGAGAACUGACGGAAGUUUUGCAGUCAACGACAUCCCUCCAGGCUCUUACGUUGUGGAAAUCAUCUCCCCCUCCUUCAGGUUUGAGCCAGUGCGUGUGGACAUCACAUCCAAGGGAAAAAUGAGAGCUCGUCUGGUGAACUACAUCAAGACGUCUGAAGUCAUCCGGCAGCCGUACCCCCUGCAGAUCCGAGCGUCUGGCCCUCACAGCUACUUCAUGAAGAGGGAGACCUGGGGCUGGACCGACUUCCUCAUGAACCCAAUGGUGAUGAUGAUGGUUCUUCCUCUGCUGAUCAUUGUCCUUCUGCCCAAAGUUGUCAACACCAAUGAUCCAGAAAUGAGAAAGGAAAUGGAACAGUCAAUGAACAUGCUGAACCCCAACCCUGAACUGCCAGACGUCUCCGAGCUCAUGACCAAACUCUUCUCCGGCUCCAAGGGCUCGAGUAAAGCAGGAGGAAGCAGCAAGGGCACGCGGCCAGCUGUCAAACGGAGGUAGUAGUGCCCCCUACUGGACAUGCCAUGGAAGCAAGAUUUUUAAGUGUCAUUAAAAUCCCAUUUGGGGUCUACUGUACAGUUUCUUUAUUAAGAUAUUGAGCACUCUUGACCUAUGAGGUACAAUUGGAUUUUUUUUGUUCUGCACUGAUAUUCUUAACAAAUGCUAAUCUUAAUUUACAUUUCCUCCAUCUUCUAACUUAAUUUUUUCUGCUGCUACUUCCCAAUACAGAGCAUAUAUACAUAUACAAAGGGUUUUUUUGUCUUUGAAAAACUGUAAAGCGACUGUGAAUGAAGAUGCAUUGAAAUUUUAAGACUUAUGAGAUCUUAUUUAAAAACCAGAUUAAUAAAUUGUGAUGGUAUAUAAAA